Sorex fumeus (smoky shrew) is the source of this 2237-nucleotide messenger RNA. RefSeq names its product polo like kinase 1 (gene PLK1). Bases 168 to 1964 code for a protein of 598 amino acids. NCBI's taxonomy places the organism in Eukaryota, Metazoa, Chordata, Mammalia, Eulipotyphla, Soricidae. Gene Ontology annotation, biological process: regulation of cytokinesis; protein phosphorylation; mitotic cell cycle. Gene Ontology annotation, molecular function: ATP binding; protein serine/threonine kinase activity; protein binding. The record is from RefSeq and is a predicted model, not a curated record. The transcript has 10 exons. Gene Ontology annotation, cellular component: cytoplasm; nucleus; spindle pole.
UCCCAGGGUGCCGCGCGGCGGGCGGGUUUGGAUUUUAAAUCCCCGCGGCCAAUCAGCGGCGCGCAGGCCCGUGUAACGUUCCCGGCUCCGCGUUUGAAUUCGGGGAGGAGCGGCGCGGCGCCAGGCGCGGCCCAGACCCGGCGAGGUCGGCCGAGCGAGUCCGGAGCAUGAACGCGGCCGCCGCUGCAGCGAAGCUGGCGCGGGUGCCCGCCGACGCCGGGAGAGCCGGGGCCCCCGGGGCCCCGGCGCCCGGCCCGCCGGCCAAGGAGAUCCCGGAGGUCCUGCUGGACCCGCGCAGCCGGCGGCGCUACCUGCGGGGCCGCUUCCUGGGCAAGGGGGGCUUCGCCAAGUGCUUCGAGAUCUCGGACGCCGACUCCAAGGAGGUGUUCGCGGGCAAGAUCGUGCCCAAGUCGCUGCUGCUCAAGCCGCACCAGAAGGAGAAGAUGUCCAUGGAGAUCGCCAUCCACCGCAGCCUCGCCCACCAGCACGUCGUGGGCUUCCACGGCUUCUUCGAGGACAACGACUUCGUGUUCGUCGUCCUGGAGCUGUGCCGCCGCAGGUCCCUCCUGGAACUGCACAAGCGGAGGAAAGCGCUGACGGAGCCCGAGGCCCGCUACUACCUGCGCCAGAUCAUCCUGGGCUGCCAGUACCUGCAUCAGAACCGGGUCAUCCACCGGGACCUCAAACUGGGCAACCUCUUCCUCAAUGAGGAUCUGGAGGUGAAAAUAGGGGAUUUUGGACUGGCCACGAGAGUCGAAUACGACGGGGAGCGGAAGAAGACCCUGUGCGGGACUCCUAAUUACAUAGCUCCCGAGGUGCUGAGCAAGAAAGGGCACAGUUUCGAGGUGGACGUGUGGUCCAUCGGCUGCAUCAUGUACACCUUGUUAGUGGGCAAGCCCCCUUUUGAGACCUCCUGCCUUAAGGAGACCUAUCUCCGGAUCAAGAAGAAUGAGUACAGCAUCCCCAAGCACAUCAACCCGGUGGCCGCCUCCCUCAUCCAGAAGAUGCUUCAGACAGAUCCCACUGCUCGCCCGACCAUUCACGAGCUGCUCAAUGACGAGUUCUUUACUUCCGGUUACAUUCCCGCCCGGCUCCCCAUCACCUGCCUCACCAUCCCGCCCCGGUUCUCCAUUGCUCCCAGCAGCCUGGACCCUGGCAGCCGGAAGCCACUCACAGUCCUCAAUAAAGGGAUGGAGAACUCCGUGCCCGAGCGCCCCCGGGAGAAAGAGGAGCCUGUCCGGGAGGGUGGCGAGGCGGCCGACUGCCACCUGGGCGACAUGCUGCAGCAGCUGAACAGCGUCAACGCAUCCAAGCCCUCGGAGCGCGGGCUGGUGCGGCAAGAGGAGGCCGAGGACCCUGCCUGCAUCCCCAUCUUCUGGGUCAGCAAGUGGGUUGACUACUCGGACAAGUAUGGCCUGGGGUACCAGCUGUGUGACAACAGCGUGGGGGUGCUCUUCAACGACUCCACGCGCCUCAUCCUCUAUAAUGACGGCGACAGCCUGCAGUACAUCGAGCGUGACGGCUCCGAGUCCUACCUCAGCGUCAGCACCCACCCCAACUCCCUGAUGAAGAAGAUCACCCUGCUGAAGUACUUCCGGAACUACAUGAGCGAGCACCUGCUGAAGGCGGGGGCCAACAUCACCCCCCGAGAAGGAGAUGAGCUGGCCCGGCUCCCAUACCUGCGCACCUGGUUCCGCACUCGCAGCGCCAUCAUCCUGCACCUCAGUAACGGCUGUGUGCAGAUCAACUUCUUCCAGGACCACACCAAACUCAUCCUGUGUCCACUGAUGGCUGCCGUCACCUACAUCGACGAGAAACGCGACUUCCGCACCUACCGCCUGAGCCUCCUGGAGGAGUUUGGCUGCUCCAAGGAGCUGGCCAGCCGGCUGCGCUAUGCCCGCACCAUGGUGGACAAGCUGCUCAGCUCACGCUCGGCCUCCAACCGCCUCAAGGCCUCCUCAUAGCGCCUGUUCCCCUCUGGACUCAGCGCGUGGCCCCUGCUGGUCAGCCCCGCGGGUGCUGCUUUGCUAAGGUGCGCCCCGGCCCUGGGGGCUGGGGCCAGAGCUGCGCCGCCCAUGUGGUGGGGUUGCUGGGUAAGUUAUUUUGUACAUGUUCUGGCUGCAGGUGCGACCACCCCUUCCUCUCAGCCCCACUGUAUGAAUUGUACAGAGUAUCGCUAGUGAAUCUGGGACUGUCCUUUUCUUGUCUUUAUACAUAUUAAACACAUGUGAAUCUUC